CUGCAACUGGGUCGGCUUGUUUACAUUAUAUUCAACUGAUCUGCCUUCAAAGUUACUGGUCGUUAAUAGCAUUUUGGCAAUCGUCAAACUAGAUGGCAACUACCGUUACCACACAGCGGGGACAGGUGUACAUCGGGGACCUUCCCCAGGACUUCCUACGCAUUGCUCCUUCACACCAGCAACAGCAGGUGCAACUGGACGCGCAGGCGGCCAGGCAGCUGCAAUAUGGGGGCUCCAUGGCCACUGUAGGGCGUCUCAGUAUCACUGUGGUACAGGCAAAGCUGGCUAAGAACUAUGGUAUGACCCGCAUGGACCCCUACUGUAGGAUGAGACUGGGCUAUGCUGUCUAUGAAACUCCAACUGCACACAAUGGGGCAAAGAAUCCUCGCUGGAAUAAAGUUAUUCAAUGCACUGUGCCUCCUGGGGUAGACUCCUUCUAUCUGGAGAUCUUUGACGAGCGGGCAUUCUCUAUGGAUGACAGAAUAGCAUGGACCCAUGUGACCAUCCCUGAAAGCCUGAGAGAGGGCAUCAUGGUGGACGAGUGGUUCAGCCUGAGUGGUCGACAAGGCGACGACAAGGAGGGAAUGAUCAACUUGGUGAUGUCAUACGCUUCCAUGCCAGCAGGAAUGAUUCCACAGCCAGUGGUCCUGAUGCCCACGCGGGGGGGCCUGUACCAGCCAGGAGUGGGAUACAUACCAAUAGCAGGUGUGCCUGGCAUGUACAAUCAGGGUGUGGUUCCCAUGGCAAUGCCGGCGGCGGUGCCGGUGGUGGCCAGCCAGAUGGCUGAGUGCAGCGAGGAGGACCUGAAGGGCCUGCAGGACAUGUUUCCCAACCUAGACCCUGAGGUGGUGCGCACUGUGCUGGAAGCCCAGCAAGGCAACAAGGACGCUGCCAUUAACUCUCUUCUGCAGAUGGCAGAGGAACUCUGAGGGCUGGUGUAACCAAUCUACACCCUGGAACGUAUAUGCACAUAUAUAUUCUCUACAUACACACACGGGCAUCCAAAUUCAACAUGUACAGUUAUUGCCCAAGUGGCACUAUAGCGCCGUCGCCUACUUGCAUUCCCGUCAUUUGGUUAGUUGAUCCAAUCACAGCCCUAGACCAACUUAAGCAGCAGCCAUUACUGAACAAGCACUAACAAUGAUUGUUUUCUCCAAAAGUUUGUCUACACUGAAAAAAGGAAUCGUGUGUUGUAUCUAAGUCAGGCAGUACAGCCUAUCAAGUUUCCUGUUUUAAUUCCACACAAAGGGGCUUGCUUACAGACUCAGAAUGAAUCAACAAUUGUUUGGGAGCCACUAUGAUGGCUUGGCACAUUCAUAUGCCCAUGCAGAAUUGUUUUAAAUUGUUCAAUUCAGAUGUCACUGUGAGGUAAUUAUUAGCCCAUAUUAUUUUACAAAAAUAUUAACCAUGUUCAGCAAUCGAGCACCAAAACAGUGCAGAGAAAGGACAUUUUGUAAUGCAAGUUUAGCUAAACGUCCCUGUCGUAAAUACAUUAUGCACCCAGUUGUAGCUUUCUGAGUCAAUACAUCGAAAAAAAUUAUAAAUUACCAACAUUUCUCUAUCUUUAGUUUCUAGUGGUUUAGAAGAGAAUGAGGACAUCUAAUGAUCAAUUAACAAAUGUGGAAGGUUAUAUGUAUAAGUCAGGCUGCCAUUCCAUGAGGGGUGAUAUUCAAGCAAAUCAGGAAGAAACAAGUGAUCAGACACCAAACAAGAUAUAUGCUCGAAACGCUACCAACUCUGCAUCACCAGAAAACGUAGCCAUAUAUGGCAUAUUACUGCCCCAUUUCUGCGUGGAUGUCUAGACCCAUGAUUCAUAUGCCAAAAAGGGAAGGAGCCAAUCCAGUCAGUUCACAUAACAUCCAUGCUUAGACAGUUACAAAGGUCAAGGAGAUUGACUAAAAGGUUUAUGUUGUAAAUCCAGAAACAAUGAUAUUUACAACUAUGACCUGUUAUCAUUUAUAUCUGUUAAACUUUUGGUGGGACCUGCUAGUCUGAAAGGUAUUGAAUGUUGCCUGCCAACGUUUUUUUUUUUGCCAACUUGCAUCGUUUUUUGCGUGUGUUUCGCUUUAAAGAUCUAUAUUUUUCAGAAAAGAUUCCCAGUGGGUUGCAAAUCUCGGAAAUAAAUAUUACUGGAGCCUUGUCAACAUGUGCCAUGUCAGGGUAAAGCGUUUGUUGAAAAGUGAGUGUCUAUUUAUACACCAUUGUUAUUUUGCCGAUUCAGUAAUUGUAUUGGAUCUUUAAGUUAUGAGCCACAGACCUUUGCCUUCAACAAAUUGUUCGACCAUGUUGCCGGAAGGAUUUUGGACCUCUUGAAUUGAACUACUUCCAAAUAUAAAUCUUAUGAACAGUGACACCCAAUAGCUUAGCAAAGACUAAACACUAUUAUAUUUGAUAUAUUUAUGGGACUCUGAGCUUGCGUGUUGGUUAAUGAAGUCGUGAUCUGAAAAUCUCUGACCUUCUUCCUCGAGUGGAUUUUCUUUUGCUUUUGUUUCUCAAUAUGACUGGAUCAUAAAUAUGAGUGAAAAUG
Gadus morhua (Atlantic cod) is the source of this 2527-nucleotide messenger RNA. RefSeq names its product toll interacting protein (gene tollip). The transcript has 6 exons. The coding region runs from base 93 to 929 and encodes 278 amino acids. Gene Ontology annotation, cellular component: cytoplasm. The record is from RefSeq and is a predicted model, not a curated record. Gene Ontology annotation, molecular function: ubiquitin binding; ubiquitin conjugating enzyme binding. Gene Ontology annotation, biological process: ubiquitin-dependent protein catabolic process. Lineage: Eukaryota; Metazoa; Chordata; Actinopteri; Gadiformes; Gadidae.